CAGGCAGUAGCCAUAUUUGUUGAUGUGUCAUAAUAUCAAAAGGACUUGUUGGGCCGAUUAGCUGCUGUCAAGGCAGAUUAAAGUUCACAUUUUACCCCAAGUCGCCUGUACAUUGAACCGCUCAUGGAUUUGCCACACUUGAUUUGAUGAAAACAAGGCACCAUGGAGCAAGCUGAUCCGGCCUCAGAUUCGCACAUGGCGGAAGGAUCAGACGUCAAGUCGGUGACAGGCCUGCCGCUCCAGAAGUGUACAACCCAAGUGGAAAAUCACACGUCUGACGAUUGCACAGAGGAAUGUGUGCAGACAGAAUGCAUUCCUGUGGACAUCCAAACAGAGGUGGAAGAACAAGAAAGAGAACGUGAGCUUGCAUGUGAUGACAACAGUGAUGGCAUGACAAGUUCAGCAGAGGAAGAAAGGCCACCUCUAUCAAAUGAAGACUCAUUAUGUGAUGCACUUGAAAGCUCCCCCUCUGAUCUUGAAGGGACGAUAAAAACGUUGCUGAUUUUCGGCAAUGAGUUCCCUACGGAGGAGUCGCCACCAGAUGUGCUUUCAAAUGGUCACAGGGACGAGCGCGCACUGCAGAGCCACAAUGAAUCGCUUCACGGCACUUCCAAAACCCCCCCCCCAAACUCCGCCACCACAUCCGGCAUUUCUAACGGCUCCUCCACUCCUACCACGGAAACCACCAGCUCCUCGGUAGCUUCCAGCCCACAAAGCGGCACUAACGCAUCAGCCAACCCCUCUGAUUCCUCCUCGAGCCCUUACGAUACGGACUGCAGUCGCAAGAUGAUCUCCCAGCUCCAGCGCUCGUUGUCGCAGGAGUCCCUGCUGGACGAGCUGGAGUCUGAGCUGUUGGCCUGUAGGAUGUUGGACGGCGAGCUGGAAGGCAGGAAAAAAGCAAGCCAGCCCGUCAAUGGACUUUCUCCGGAGCAGGGCGAGUGCAUGGUAGUGUUUGAGAAGUGUGUCCAGUUCAAGUAUGACCAACAGGAAAAAUCCAUUCAGAGGUUGCUGGAGGAGAACAAGCGGCACCAGGAUCUGAUCCUUGGUAUCUGCUCUGAGAAGGACAUAAUGAAGGAGCAGCUGAAAAAGAGGGCUGAGACAGAGAAGCAACACAUUGGCACCAUCAGAAAAUUGGAGAGCAGAGUGGAGGACCUGCUGAGGGAGCUGAAGGAGACUCGGGACAAACUCAUUCAGCAGGACCAGACGGCCAAGGCUGGCCUCAUGCAAAUGCAGAAGGAGAUGACCCACCGCCUUGAACAGGCAAACAGGAAAUGUGACGAGGCGCGCCAAGAGAAGGAGACCAUGGUGAUGAAAUAUGUGCGCGGGGAGAAGGAGGCUCUGGACUUGAGACGUGAUAAGGAAGGUUUGGAGAAGAGGCUUAGGGAGGCCACAAAGGAGGUGGACCGCCAGGCCUUGCGGGGGAACCAGCUGGCGCAGGAGAGAGGCAGGCUGCAGCAGCUGUGUGAUGCAAAGGAAGGGGAGGUCACCAGGCUGAAUCGCGAGGUGGAAAAAUUAAAGGAGGAAAACAACUCACAUCUUAUCAAAGUCAGAUGGGCCCAGAACAAACUCAAGAGUGAGGCCGACGCCCACAAGGAGUCUAAAGACAAGCUGAGGGAUAUCACUUCCAAACUGGCGCAAGCCAAAGAAGAAACGGAGCAGAUCCGCAAGAACUGCCAAGACAUGAUCCGAACAUACCAGGAGUCCGAAGAAAUCAAGUCAAAUGAGCUGGAUGCUAAACUGAGGGAGACCAAAGGAGAACUGGCAAAACACAAGCAGGAACAAACUGACCAAUUAGAGGUGCAUCGUGUGAAGGCCAAAGAACUGGAGGACCUGAAGAGGAGUUACAAGGAGAGCAUGGACGAGCUAAACACACUCCGCACGAAGUUAAAGUGUCUGGAGGACGAGCGUCCCCGCUGGGAAGACGAGCUGAGCAAGUACCGGGAGAUUAUCAACAGACAAAAAGCCGAGAUAGGUCGCCACAAGCACGAGUUGGACAAAAUCGCAGCACUUGAGGAGCAACAACAACGAGACCAGCAAGAGAUCACGUUGCGCUGCGAGGAGGUCGACGCGCUGAACACCCAGAUGGCCGACCUCCAGCGCGACGUCCAGGGCAGCAGGGAGCGCGAGGCGGAGCUGUUGGGCUUCACUGAGAAGCUCAGCAGCAAAAACGCACAGCUGCAGUCCGAAAGCAAUGCACUGCAGGCCCAGCUGGAUCAGCUCAGUGGCAGGUUCACCGAGCUCAAGGCCAUGCUGGAAGAGACAGGCAGCAUGCUGGACGACAAGUCGCGGCGGCUCAAGCAGGAAGAGGUGCUGAGGCAGCAGGAUGUGCAGGGCCUGCAGGAGGAGCGGACGGCGCUGCAAGCCGAUGUGAGCCAGCUCAAGACGCGAGUCGACGAGCUAAGUGACGAGCUGGUGACUCAGAAAAGGAAACAGGUGGCCAACAUCAAAGACCUGACCAAACAACUAAUGCAAGCCCGAAAGCGACUAGAGCAGGUUGAAAACGGAGGCUGCGAGCGGGACGGCGGCAGCAUGGGGAGCCGAUCGAGUUCCUCAGGUGCUUCCUCUGGCUCCCUGAAUGCACGUCACGGAGGUAGCGGAGGGGUCGAGGAGCGCUCGCCAGAGAGCCAGUCGGGCACCUCGGUGGUGGUCGUGGACAGCUUCCCUCAGGUGGAUAAAGCCGUGCUGGUGGAGCGCAUCGUCCGCCUGCAGAAGGCGCUGGCUCGCAAGCAGGAGAAGAUCGAGUUCAUGGAGGAUCACAUUAAGCAACUGGUGGAGGAGAUCCGGAAAAAGACCAAAAUCAUCCAGAGCUACGUGCUCAGGGAGGAGUCUGGGGCACUUUCGUCGGAGGCGUCGGACAUCAACAAAGCCCACCUGAGCCGGCGUGGCGGCAUCAUGGCGUCGCUGUACACAUCCCACCCGGCUGACAGCGGGCUGACGCUGGACCUCUCGCUAGAGAUCAACAGGAAGCUGCAGGCAGUGCUGGAAGACACGCUGCUGAAGAACAUCACUCUCAAGGAGAACCUUCAGACGUUGGGCGCAGAGAUUGAGAAGUUGAUAAAACAGCAGCGAGACCCUGUGGAUGCAGCGAGGAGGAAGUGACAGUAAAAAGACUAAGUGGAUUUGAUGAAAGACUAAUCUUAAAUGUGCCAGUAGCAUCUACUUCUUCUUCUCCUCCUCUUCCUCCACUUACUUGAAUCCUCCCAAUCUUUUGAAAAGGGAUAUCUUCUCUAAUGAGCCAUGCUGUGAUUCUUCUGUGGACCUUUUAGGACCUCCGGAGGCCAAAAUAGUGAAUGUAACCAAAUGUAGAAAAAGUGGGUAAGUUAUUCAAACCUCUAUGCCAAAAUCUGUCAUGUCGUCCAUCUUUAUGACGCCUGCUCAACUUGCGGAAUCAUUUUGCAUUUAUAUGUUCUUUCUUUUUCCAAUUUAUUUUCCUCUCCCCCGCUUUUUUUUUUUUUUUAUCAGUAAUAUAUUUUACAAUGUCUCUUUUUAUUUAAAAAGACCUCAGACAUUUAGUUUUUUUCCUUUCUAAUCAAACGCAAUGUUUUUCUCCAGCAUUUACUGUUUCCUGGCACUCUUUUUAAUGGGAUGAGGUUAGAUGUGUGUGUGUGUGCGUGCGUGCACAAUAUAUGCACACACAUACUGUAGAUAUAUAUGUAUAUAUACAUCUGUGUAUAUAUGUACAUUGUAUCUGUAUUUGUACUGUACACAAUGUAUAUACACACAAUGCAGUGUGUAUGUAUUAUGUGUGUAUUUAUAGUGUGUACAGUACAAAUAUAUGCGUGUGUAUUAUGCAUACAUACAAUUACACACAUAUAUACAUAUAUGUGUGUAUUUAUAUAAAUAUAUAUGUAUAUAUACAUACAUACACUCACAUGUAUAUUCAUACAUAUGAGUGUGUGUAUAUAUAUUAUAUAUAUACAUAUAUAUACAUGUUUGUAUAUGUACGUGUAUACAUGUGAGUGUGUGUAUAUAUAUAUAUAUGUAUAUAUAUAUAUAUAUAUGUAUAUAUAUAUAUAUAUAUAUAUAUAUAAAAUGUAUAGACUUAAACCAGUAUUCGAAUGUAAAGUAUAAAAUUAAACACCGCAUUGACUUAUGAGAUUAUAAGGACAAUUUAGUAGUAUUUUACUCAAAAACGUUAAAGUAUUACAAAACUAACCUAUAAUGCAGAUUUCAGAUUUUUGUUAAGCAUAGUCCAUGCAUUUUUGGCCUAAAUUAAGCAUUUCCAAGCACAAAAAUGAGUAAGUUAACUAAAAAUAUGAAUUCUACAGUACUAAUGGCCAGUAGGUGAAACCAUGCUAAUUUGAGCACGUUGUUCAGUAUCAAGGCCACUGAUUGGCUCAGCCUCAGCAGCAAUACUAUUGGAUUAAAAGAGUGUAAUGGUGUUUAUGUGAGUGUUAUUUUAUGUCCACAGGGCUUUCAUACUGGUCAACCCUUUUUCAUAAUUCAUAAUUAGUAACUCCUACUUUGCUGAAAUUCUUGAAUAAUAACUAAAGAAAAAAUGUGAUUUUGAUGGAUACCUAUAAUAAGAGUUUGCAAAUACUAUAUAGAUCAAAUGAAAAGCCACGUUUGAGAGAAUAUAGUAAAAUUUUGCUCAAAGACACAAUACAAUUACAAAUCUUAUUUUAGGUUGUGCUGCACGGUUCAAUUCAAUUCUGUUGGAAUAAAAGAGGUUUACUUUCAUUAAAACAUAAGGUAAACAGCGAGCAAAUGGAAUAUACGUGUUUGUGUUUGUGUGUGUGUGUGUGUGUGUGUGUGUGUGUGUGUGUGUGUGUGUGUGUGUGUGUGUGUGUGUGUGUGUGUGUGUGUGUGUGUGUGUGUGUGUGUGUGUGUGCGUGCGUGCGUGCGUGCGUGCGUGUAUAUAUAUAAUAUAUAUAUAUAUAUAUAUAUAUAUACAUAUAUAUAUAAAUAUAUAUAUAUAUAUAUGUAAAUACAUUUAUGUGUGUGUGUGUUUUUUAAAUCCACUUUAUAAUCAUGUUUUCCUGACGUUUAAGAACAUUCUUUGAUGGAAUUAGACACACUUAUGUUGCAGGGAAAUGAAUGCUGUCCUCAUUCAGAGCACUUAGUUGUUACUGUCGUUUGAUUUAUUUUUCCACCGUGUGCAGGAUUUUACUUGAUGAACCAAAUGUUCUUCUUACCGCUCCUUUUUUUUUUUGAGUAGGGUCGUGUAUCUCCAAGCGAUGUAGUCUAUCCAGGGACAAAGUGCAAUGAUCUUUCUUUUAGCUUGUUUAUGGUGUAUAAAUGUGCAUACGUGACCACACGCGUGUGGCCUUUUUUUUGUAACUGAUCGGUCCAAUCCGAGCGAGAGCGACAUUAAUUAGUCUUUGCAUUAAGAUCACCCCAGGUUAAUGUUGAAAUAUCAAUUGAGGCAUCAUGUGACUUGUCACUCAGCCAAUUAAAUCGAAUUGUUUUCAUAAAAAUAUGCUUUCUUUUGUUCUCCAGUCUGUGCAAUGUUUCUGUGGGCUCUUUGUCAAACUGUGAUUCUAACUUUAUAGAUUUUGUUUUUAAAUGAAGUAUGUGUGUAUAUAUGCAGUAUAUGAACAUACUGUACAUAUGCAUAUCAAUAAAUAAGAAUAUCCUCCUGUGUAAGAGAAUGUAUAGAAUACAUGAAACUACUGAAAUAAAUGAAGUUGUCCGAGAUAUUCUAGUUUAUUGAGCUGCACUUGUGUACAUGGUGGCUCCAGGGAAUAAAAUAUGUCUUAACUCUAUGAAA
Nerophis ophidion (straightnose pipefish) is the source of this 5710-nucleotide messenger RNA. It is a transcript of the gene ccdc186, whose product is annotated as coiled-coil domain-containing protein 186. Gene Ontology annotation, biological process: vesicle cytoskeletal trafficking. The transcript is spliced from 16 exons. The record is from RefSeq and is a predicted model, not a curated record. Gene Ontology annotation, molecular function: small GTPase binding. The coding region runs from base 163 to 3099 and encodes 978 amino acids. Gene Ontology annotation, cellular component: trans-Golgi network. NCBI's taxonomy places the organism in Eukaryota, Metazoa, Chordata, Actinopteri, Syngnathiformes, Syngnathidae.